This is a messenger RNA of Contarinia nasturtii (swede midge), 1026 nucleotides long. RefSeq names its product splicing factor U2af 38 kDa subunit (gene U2af38). The record is from RefSeq and is a predicted model, not a curated record. Gene Ontology annotation, cellular component: U2AF complex; spliceosomal complex. Gene Ontology annotation, molecular function: metal ion binding; pre-mRNA 3'-splice site binding. Lineage: Eukaryota; Metazoa; Arthropoda; Insecta; Diptera; Cecidomyiidae. The transcript is spliced from 5 exons. The coding region runs from base 190 to 864 and encodes 224 amino acids. Gene Ontology annotation, biological process: mRNA splicing, via spliceosome.
CUCGUUUGAUGUGCUUGUAUUAUUUGUGUUUCAAAGCUGCAAGGCAUUUGAUGUGGUGUGAGUUGCGGCACAAGAACGAAAGCAAAUUAUUGUUUUAGUUUAUAAUUAAUACAAGUUUACACAUCAAUCACCCAUCAUCAUUCGACUGUACAUCAUAAUCAAUUAAAAGUUUACACUCAAUCCAAAAGGAUGGCAGAAUAUUUGGCAUCGAUUUUCGGUACCGAAAAAGACAAGGUUAAUUGUUCGUUCUAUUUCAAAAUUGGUGCAUGUCGACACGGUGACCGUUGUUCCCGUAUACACAAUAAACCAACAUUUUCGCAAACCGUUUUACUACAGAAUUUAUAUGUUAAUCCACAAAAUUCAGCCAAAUCGGCCGAUGGCAGCCACUUGGUUGCAAAUGUUAGUGACGAAGAAAUGCAAGAGCACUAUGAUAACUUUUUCGAAGACGUAUUCGUUGAAUGCGAAGAUAAAUAUGGAGAAAUUGAAGAAAUGAAUGUAUGUGACAAUUUGGGUGACCAUCUCGUUGGAAAUGUUUAUAUUAAGUUUCGUCGCGAAGAAGACGCAGAACGUGCUGCAAGAGAUCUAAACAAUCGUUGGUUUGGUGGCCGUCCGGUUUAUGCAGAAUUAUCACCAGUUACUGAUUUUCGUGAAGCAUGUUGCCGUCAAUACGAAAUGGGCGAAUGUACACGGUCUGGUUUCUGUAAUUUCAUGCAUUUGAAGCCGAUUUCCAGGGAUUUGAGAAGAUAUCUCUAUUCUCGGCGCAGUUCACGUCGUUCCCGAAGUCGCUCACGAUCACCAAAAGAACGUAAACGCUCACGAGAACGUCGUCGCUCUAGAAGCCGUGAUCGAAAAGGUCGCUACUAACAUGGAAUUGAUCUAUCAAACUAAAACAAAAUCACUGACAUAUACAGUAUGCACUACUAUAUGUGCUUUAUUUUUUUUGUUUGCUCCAAAUUUCGAUCUUGGACUUUGAUUUGACUUUGAUUUUAAACAUAAAAGAAUAAAGAAUAAGAUAUGGAUUAAUAA